AUGGAAAGCAAGUUAACAUUGUUAUUGGCAUUAGUUCGGAUAACACAUUAAACUGAUGAUCAUUGUCUUAUCUUAGCCUUGGAAGCCGCAGCUUUGGAUUGUAUUGUAGGAGAGUCUUUCGCGGGUAGGGGAGAAUGAGAAAAUUUUAAGUUUUUAGCUGGUUUUUUAUUUGGGCAGUGUAAUUUUAGGGGGGGGGGCGGGAGAUGGAAGCGAUACUAAUAUUUUUAGGCCAAAAUUCUUUAGGUACACUUAUAAAAAACAAAAAAAACCCUAAAAUUUGGGCGGGGUAAUUUUUUUGGGGAAGGGGAAAGUAAAAAUUAAAAAAAUAUUUUUUUUUCAAAAUUUUUUUCGGGCGUGAUAAUUCAGGAAGAGGGGGUGCAUAAUUUAAAGUACAUUAUAAUAUUUUUUAAUUUGUAAACUUUUUUUGUUUUAAAGUGCAAUUUUCGUUUACAAUACAAAUGUUUACCCUAUUAUAAUAUUCGAAUUGCGUCCACAGCCAACAAUUGUUUAUUGUUUUGAGUAAGUAAUCAAAAGAUUUACCCAAAAAAGAGUGAAAUCAUCCCAUUGUUGUAGUGUCAUAUAAAUAUAUUCCUUGACGCAUUAAUCGUAUUAUCUGUGCAGUCGGAAGUGGUUUUAAAGCCAACUUUUAUGCAUAUUUAAUUGUUACAUUAUAGAGCAGUCAUCUUCGGAUUUUGCAGAAGAGAAGGGGGUUUUAUAUUUUUGAGGAGAGGGGGUAGAUUACUGUAAAAAAAGAGGGGGCUAGGAUACAGCUGUGUCUACGUCUACAACUACUUCUAAGGCUAAGACUAAGAUUAAGGCUAAGGCUAAGGCUAAGGCUAAGGCUAAGGCUAAGGCUAAGGCUAAGGCUAAGGCUAAGGCUAAGGCUAAGGCUAAGGCUAAGGCUAAGGCUAAGGCUAAGGCUAAGGCUAAGGCUAAGGCUAAGGCUAAGGCUAAGGCUAAAGCUAAGGCUAAGGCUAAAGCCAAGGUUAAGACUAUAAUUUAUGUUUAA
Bursaphelenchus okinawaensis is the source of this 1009-nucleotide messenger RNA. Lineage: Eukaryota; Metazoa; Nematoda; Chromadorea; Rhabditida; Aphelenchoididae. The record is from the annotation of a GenBank genome assembly.